This is a messenger RNA of Cicer arietinum (chickpea), 1783 nucleotides long. Its product is annotated as protein IQ-DOMAIN 21. The record is from RefSeq and is a predicted model, not a curated record. Lineage: Eukaryota; Viridiplantae; Streptophyta; Magnoliopsida; Fabales; Fabaceae. Gene Ontology annotation, molecular function: protein binding.
AUCUCUGUGACUUUAAUAUGCACACACACACACACACGCUCUGUCACACUAUCCCCACCAUCCUCUCACUCUCUCUGCAUCUUCCAUCACAAUUCUGUUUUCAGAACUUCCCAAACAUUAUUGUCCCAUGAAUCUAAAACAUGCCAUACACAAUACAUAAAGGACCACUACCAACAACAUUCAUCUUCUUUCACAACUCAUCUCUCUCAAUUUCUUACAUAAACAUUCUCUUCUUAACAUAAUAAGCUAAGCAGAAUUUUUCAUCUCAGAUGGGAAAGAAAGGAAGCAGUUGGUUCUCAUCGGUCAAGAAAGUUUUCAAGUCUUCUUCUAAGGACUCGCCAUUGCCGGAGAACAAGAAGGAAAAGGAAGAGAAUUGGCAGCAUGAAACAGCAGAGGAGGUAUCUUUGGAGCAUUUUCCUGCAUAUAGUUCACCAGAUAUCACAAAUGAAGGAAGUGCUACAUCAUCACCAGAUAGAAACCAUGCAAUUGCAUUUGCAGCAGCAGUUCAAGCAGCUGCUAGAGUUGUGAGAUUGACAGGUUUUGGACGUAACUCCAAAGAAGAAAGAGCAGCAAUACUCAUUCAAUCAUACUAUAGAGGCUACCUAGCACGACGUGCACGGCGUGCUUUGAAAGGAUUAGUGAGGUUGCAAGCACUUGUGAGGGGACAUAAUGUGAGGAAGCAAGCACAGAUGACAAUGAGAUGCAUGCAAGCAUUGGUUCGGGUACAGGCUAGAGUAAGAGCUCGUAGGCUCCAAUUGACUCAUCAUGAGAGGACACCAGUGGAGGAACAACAUCAUCCUAUGACAAAGUUAGACACAAAUGGUUGGGACUUUAGGCGUCAAAGUAGCCACAAAAUCAGGGAAAAUCAAUUGAGGAAACAUGGAACUCCCAUUAAGAAGGAGAGGGAUCUUCCAUAUGCUUUCAACUGCCAGCAAAAGCAAUAUUUGCAGAUAGACCCAAAUAUUGAAAACCCAAGUGUUGAUGAUAUUGAAAACUGUGGCAAUGAGCGUGAAAGAGCCCAGUUGGAUUGGAACUGGUUGGAACGUUGGAUGUUAUCACAGUCACACAAUGUUAGACCCUUGGGUUUGGGCCCAAUUGAGACUCCACCAUAUACUCCCACUAAGGACAUGUAUGAUGAAAAGCCAGUUGAAAUGGACAUGGUUGCACCUCGAGACUCAAUCCGUGCCAACAUGGGCCUAAUGAAUCAACACUUUCAUGAUUUAAGCCCAAUCUCAAAACAUCACCAACGACAGCACAGCACAGGUCUACCUAGCUACAUGGCCCCAACCCAAUCUGCAAUGGCCAAGGUUCGAAGUCAAGGCCCAGUAAAGCAUCGGGCUUCGUUUGGGUCUUACUGGAGCUCGUCGGCAAGGAGUCCUGUCAAUGGGCUGGGCUAUGACUCGUCCGGCUCUGGUGGAGCCACUUCUGCUCCUAUGUUACAGAAGAGCCCAAGCCCAAAAAUGAAUGGGACUCGCCUUCAAUCUAAAGGGAUUUCGGGUGUUGGUCCAGAUAACGUUGGUGUUGAGGAUUGGGCCAACCCACUUGGGGCUCAUGGCUGGGCAAGAUUUGAUUGACGUGUUUUUAUUUUGCUAAACCUCGUGAUAGUUUAUACUGCCAUAUUUUGCGGUCUAAAACCUUGGACACCGCAUUUGUAUUUUAUUAUUUAAGGACAGUGUAAUGUUGAAGUCAUGUACAAGAUCCAGGGUCGGUCCUGAAAUUUGGGGUACCUCGAACAAACCAAUAAAUUAAUGGCUUUUGUAAUUAUUUGAAUAUUAUUUCCCUA